This is a messenger RNA of Staurois parvus, 1398 nucleotides long. The record is from the annotation of a GenBank genome assembly. NCBI's taxonomy places the organism in Eukaryota, Metazoa, Chordata, Amphibia, Anura, Ranidae.
CAGAUUUGUCUGAAAGGAAAGGUGCAUAUAUUCAAGUUUUUGAAUAUUCAUGCAUGCUGCAGGACAGAAAAGAAGCCCGAUUCACUGGACUUGCCCUCGUUAGUGAAAAGACUUCCCUCACAACCUCUCACAGACAGCAUUGAAGACUUUUACCCAAGUAAAAAUCAUGGUCCUGACUCUGGGAUUGGUAGCGAUAAUGGGGAUAAACGUCUUUCAACGACAGAACCUUCAGACGAUGAUACAAUCAGCCUUCACUCUCAGGUAUCGGAAUCAAGAGAUCAGGCUCUGAAAAAUGACAAUCACAUAAUAGGGAAUAAACAGGAGUCCCAUAAAGAUCAGGAUGGCUAUGAAUAUGAUCCCAAUGGUGAAGAUGCUACUCUGUCAGAUCAUGGUGAUGUACAGCUUAGCGGUCCUUUUGUUUCUUAUAUUAAGGAACGUGGAAAGCUUUGUGACAAAUUGGAGAAGGCAGAAGAGAAUGAUGAAUGGGAAGAAGAGCAAAGGCUUCAAAAAGAGCAGCUAUUAGUAGAGGCGGAGGAAGAAGAUGAAAUAAAAGAAGUUACAGAUCUGAGGAAAAUAGCAGCACAGUUACUACAGCAGGAAAAGCACAACAGACGGAGACCAUUAAGUUAUAGAACUUCAUUCAGUGAAAAGCUCUUCCAGAGGACGAGAGCCGCUGGGCGGGCUUCAAGUGGCCCACCUGGAGACCACUCCCAAUUGUCACCAUGCAGCUGGCCGGGAGGAGAAAAGGAUAGAAGUAAUGAGCGAGGCUGGCCAGUAGCAGAGAGUGCAGUGUGGCAGACAGAAGAAAGGCGAAGGUCUAAGCAGACAAGGAAGGAAUAUUUCAAGUACAAGUCUUCUCGGAAAUGCUCAAGUGGAAACGAUAAUGAUGAGGACUGUGAAAGGUCACACAGUAGCUCUCCAACGCCAUUUGGAUUAAAGCCAAGGUCAGCUUUUAGCCGUUCCUCUCGACAAGAAUAUGGGUCUGUAGAUCCGGGCUUCACGAUGAGAAGGAAGAUGGAGCAUCUAAGAGAAGAGAGAGAGCAGAUAAACCAGCUGCGUAAUAAUCUUGAGUCCAGGCUUAAGGUCAUUUUACCAGAUGACAUUGGAGGAGCACUUAUGGAUGGUGUUGUGUUGUGCCAUCUUGCUAACCAUAUACGACCCCGUUCAGUUGCCAGCAUUCAUGUUCCAUCACCAGCAGUGCCUAAACUCAGCAUGGCAAAAUGCAGGCGCAAUGUGGAAAACUUUCUGGAUGCGUGUAAAAAACUUGGAGUUCCACAGGACAAGCUGUGUUUACCCCACCACAUCUUAGAAGAGAGGGGAUUAGUAAAAGUUGGAAUCACAGUUCAGGCACUGUUAGAACUUCCACUGCUGAGAGCUUCGCAACUUUCUUCAGUUUAA